Molecule: messenger RNA, 561 nt
Organism: Gongylonema pulchrum
Lineage: Eukaryota; Metazoa; Nematoda; Chromadorea; Rhabditida; Gongylonematidae
Source: the annotation of a GenBank genome assembly
AUGCGUUAUUUGCUGCGGGUGCGAUGCUGGCAGUACCGGCAACUCUCGGCCGUGCAUCGUGUCUCACGACCAACACGCCCCGAGAAAGCACGCAGAUUGGGGUAUCGCGCCAAGCAAGGAUUUAUCAUAUACCGCGUGAGGGUGCGCCGUGGUGGUCGCAAGCGCCAUGUUGUGAAAGGGCAGACGUAUGGGAAACCCAAAAACCAUGGCGUCAACGAGUUGAAAUUUGCCCGCUGCAAGCAGUCCGUUGCUGAGGAAAGAGUUGGACGUCGAUGUGGUGGCCUUCGUGUGUUGAAUUCGUACUGGGUUGGACAGGAUUCCACAUACAAAUUUUAUGAAGUUAUCAUGGUCGAUCCUGCACAUAAGGCAAUCCGAAGAAACCCGGAUACACAGUGGAUAACUAAGCCAGUGCAUAAGCAUCGUGAAUUGCGCGGUUUGACUUCAGCUGGCCGUCGAAGCCGAGGUCUUGGGAAAGGUCAUCAUUAUUCCGCAACAAAGGGAGGUUCACGCAGGAAGUGCUGGCUUCGUCGUAACACUUUGUCACUACGUCGUAAACGUUGA